Molecule: messenger RNA, 7112 nt
Organism: Brienomyrus brachyistius
Lineage: Eukaryota; Metazoa; Chordata; Actinopteri; Osteoglossiformes; Mormyridae
Product: protein Tob2-like
Exons: 2
Coding region: 1845-3029 (394 amino acids)
Biological process (GO): regulation of gene expression
Cellular component (GO): nucleus; cytoplasm
Molecular function (GO): transcription corepressor activity
Source: RefSeq, a predicted model, not a curated record
UUCUGAAAAUGUAAACUACGUUAUUCGUGAUGAGUGGCCUCCUCUCUUUUCAAGCUGACAAUGUUGGCACCCAAUUAGAUAAUAUUUCGUCCUUCAGCCAAGGAUGUCUAUCUCAUUGCUUGUACUUCUGGAAAAACACAAUGUGAUUCAAUUAUUAGGAAAAGAGCAGCUGCCCUGACGUAAUCUGAGGUUUUUGUUUUGCUUUUCUCAGAUGCACAAUUGCAAUUAUUUGAUGUACCUUACAAGGGUGCAGCUAUUUUUACGUUUCAUUAUUGCAAUACGUUCUUAUACAUAUCAGUGAUUUAUACUUAGUGUGCCCCUGUCGGUAAAUUGAUUGAAAUGGAAACAGAAACAUAUAUUCUCCUCCUGCAGUCCUCAGCCAUGUUAUUAAUGACAUAGUGGCACUGUUUUUACACCAGGGUUUCGAUUCUCCAGAAGAACCAGUGGGAUCUUUCUUUAGGAAAUGCCUGGAAUCUUUAUAUAGCUGCUGAUUUUUAAGAAAACUCAUCUAUAGUAAGUGUCAGUCCAUAUCAGAUCAUGCAUCCAUCUUGCAAUCGUUUAUCCUGGUUAGGAUCACUGGGGUAUGUGGUUCCAGUCCCAAGCUGCAUAGGGUACAUCCUGGAUGGAACCACAGGGCAGACAAUCACAAAUUCAGUCAUUCUCUACGGCAAUUCAGAGAUACCAGGUAGCAGAACUGCAUGUGCUUGGCAUGCAGGAGUAGCUGAGCUCCCAGGAGGAAUCCAUUCGACAGGGCGGAAGUGGGAUUCGAACCCCUAACGCUAGAGGCACGUGUGCUACCUCCUGUGCCACCAAUUUUACAUAAUAUAGUACGAAAAGAAAUGCUCUACUUUUCAAAAGCCUUCUAAAGAUAAUCCAUAUGAUACAUAUAUAUGCAUGUUAUUUUAAUAACUUUAGGCAUCAUCACCAAACAAAAUACUCCAAACGAGUCAUUAAAAUAGCACAUACAUCAUUAAUAAAAGAUAACUUCAAAGAAUCAAUAAAAUUGGGGAUCCACGGGAAAGUAGUCCCAACGUCAGCAGCGUCACGUAAGCCGAGAAGUCAGACGACCGACUUGGGUAUAAAUGCGCUCGACCGAGGCGGUGUAAACUUUUGCCUGGUUACUUCGUUUCCAGAUCACCGCUGCUGUAAUCGGAGGUGCAUUUAACUGUGUAAAAAUCCAGCGACAAAUUAAAACGUUAGACUGAGCAGCUAUAAGUCGAGUCGGUUGUGGCACUAGACUCCCAUGUCAGACUUUGGCAGCUUGCGGCACCUAUGGGGGAAAGCUUGACAUGCAGUAAGUACAGAGCGCCGGUGAGGGAUCAUGUAUCACUGAAGAAGUGUUAUAUUCAGUGAUUUUAACACGUUAUGUUAAAGCGGAAAAAUCGGAUAUAGAAUGUGAUCUUGGGCAGAUAACCAUCCACGGACAUACGUGCUCUCUCAUUUUCUGGUAAGAUUGUCGCGACUGUGUGUUGAGACGGCAGAAAAGCUGUUGAUUACUGAUCUUGGGACAGUAGCUGCCGCCCAGCUGAACAAAUGAGUUCUACCCCACCCAUAACACCAAGUCAUCUCCUUUGUCGUGAACUGGAAUAGCAGCCCAGUAGCAGGUUGUUUGAAGGACCAGCGCUGGGAGUUUCUGGAUCGUGGGGGGACACUCCAGAAGCCAUCUGGCAGGUUUCCUAGACCGGGCCUAAGUGAAUUGUCUUAAAUCUGCAUCCGGAUACACUUACAUUAUGAAGAGCAGCGCCCAAGGUUAAUCCGUCCUGCAGUGGACUUCUGCACAAUCACAUCACAAACCGAAUAAUCAUAAUCGAGCCACUGCAUCGCUUUUUGUGGCCCUUGAAGUCAUGCAUCUGGAGGUGAAGAUUGCCUCGAACUUCGUCGUCUCGUAUCUGUAUGACAAGCUGCCACGUCGCCGCGCCGACAUGUUCGGGGAGGAGCUUGAGCGGCUCCUGAUGGCGCGUUUCGAAGGCCACUGGUAUCCCGAGACCCCCCUGCGGGGGUGUGCCUUUCGCUGCCUGCACCUCGGCAUUGCCAGGGACACUGUGGUAGAGCUGGCAGCGCGGCGGAGCGGGCUUGACAUGUCGGAGGUGCGAGCCAACGUCCCGCCUGAGCUGAGCGUGUGGAUUGACCCAUACGAGGUAUCCUAUCAAAUCGGGGAAAGUGGGGAAGUGCAAGUCCUGUACUUAAAAGACCCAUCUGUCCAAGUCUGUGACAUUGGGAAUGUUGAAGAGGAGUGUGUAUUUGGUGACUGCAAUGAUAAGAUGCAGCUAGAAGACAAGCAAUUAGGGUUCAAUCCUAAAGCACAGAUAUUUAUACCAGUAGUAGACAAGGUGUCUCCUAUUGGCGUACAGUCUCUCCCCAGCUCUCCUACACACUCCUCAUCCCACCAUAACUUUUUUGGAUAUUUUGGCUCAUGCCCAGCUGCCAACAGAAGCAUUAACUCAUCAAACAGCUCAACCCCCUCUCCUCCGAAUCCACGUCUGAAUUAUGAUCAAUCUCAGCCGCAGCUUCCAGUUGCUUCCGACAGCCGUCCGACCCCCCACCCUGUCACUUUUACGACUGCUAGUUUUGCUGCAACCAAAUUUGGCUCCACCAAGAUGAAGUGUGCAGGUUCCGGAUCUGGAAUCUCACCUCAGCCAGCCAUGUGCUCACGUUCCCCCGUUACUGUACCCCACGCCGGCCUUAUCAAGCACAGGUCCUUCUCCCUACACUCUUUUGGGAGUCCCACCUCCAACCAGAUGUCUCCUAAUACCAAAGACUUAAUCUACCCAGUAUCCCCAGUGGGAUGUAGCUUUGACUCUGAUGUUCCACCUCUGCCUGUCCACACCACUCUUCCACAUCCUAAUCCUCUUAAUGUUCACCCAACCUUUGGCCUGUUCUCGAGUUCCCAGCCGGGUCAUUCAGUGGGAGUUGUCAGUGGUAGAGGUGGAAUUUCCUAUCUGGAGAAGCCAACAUUCAUGGAUGGAAUUUCAGGGUACAACCUGCAGUACACCAACCACAGCUCCCAGCCUAUAGUACUGGCCAGUUAAUGGCUUUUGAUGCAUAUCUGGGAUGCUCUAGUUGUGCUUUUGGUUUGUAUAUUAUUCCCGUUCACGGUUUCCAUAGUGCCUGAGAGACACAACAGUCUUCCAGGAUUGAAAUUUUCACAAUCAUGCCUAUUUUCACACUAGUGCUCAUUCAACAAUUUGUUACUGGUGUUUAGUUAUGUUAAUGGGUUUAAAGGAAGUUGAUGAGGCUUGUUGGUAACCCAGUGAGGUGGUACUUUUUAACACUUAUUCAGUCUGAUUACUGCUGGUUGCAGGUUUUCUCCUUUUGGGGAAAAAAAUCCAUGUAAUGCUAGAGAUCAGCCAAUUCCACGCUGAACAAUAGGUUUGGAACGCAAUAUCAAAAUGAUCUUCAUUUGACUGUUAAUCGUGAGUUUUUUGGUGUUUCAAGCCCGGUUAGUUUUUAAUGCAAUUUGAAAGGUAGACAUUUUAAACACACUAGGUGGGCUUGAAACAUUGAUGAUGUCACAGACUUUUUCCAUGCAAAGUGACUCUGCACUGAGGUGUUUUUUGGCUGCUGUAACAUGACUUUUGCAUUGCGUUUAACUAGGACAGUCUGAGCACGGUGACACGUCGUGUCAUGUGACUCCCAGAUAGGAUUACCUGUCCCGAUGCUGGAAGGAGACUUUUCUUGGAAUCCAGCAAUCUGAGAAUUUGUCUUCCCCUUUCAGGUUUUCUUACUCGUAUCUCAGGCACUUCAGUGGCAAUAGUACGUGAGAGAUUGGGGACAUCAAAUGAGGGAAGAGAUUUUGAGAAGGAGAAACUGGGAUGCUCUCUGGCUUUGCUGUAUUGGGAAUGGAAGCCACACACACACACACACACACACACACACACAGCUGCAUCCCCAUCGGCAGUGAGUGAAGGUGAGAGUGGAAGAGGGAGGAGAAUAGAUAAGCACUGGGGAUGGUGAUAAAUGGCCCAGUGUGACUUUCGCUGUGAAGGAGAGAGGCUGCUGUGGGAGGGUAAGGGGACUCGGAGGGGGUGGGGGUGGGUUAGGAGUGUCUCUGUGAACAUGGUGUCCAGUCGCUAAAAUUUUAAAAAUUGAUCAGUUUCCGUGCAUCUGCUGUUGUGCUCAGCGACAUGGUCAUGACCCCACGGCAUCUAUGCUUUUCUGAUUGUGUACUCUAACUGUAAAGCUGCUUUCAUUUGCCCCUAUAUAUGAAUAUGGACUUCAGAUGUUUCCCAUUGGCUGUUUGCAUCCUUCCAUCCUUACCAGGUUACCUGGAAUGGAGGGGGGGGGGCGAGGAGCACUGUGACUGUGAUCCCACUGUGAGUGUGUGAUCCAUGCAGUGGGAAGCAGCGAAGCAUCGAUAAUGUGUCUAACCAUCCAAGAGUGAAACGGGUCAUGAAGUAGUGGUUGAUGGUUGACCAUGGUCAGGAGAGCAGAGAAGGUGGCCCCCUCACCUCCGCUGCUUCUGGACGUCUAACACAGGUGCACCCAGUAUUUCGUCCCUCACUGCUAUCUCUAGGGAACACAUUAAGAGAAGAUUACCACCACAAGUAUUAUGGAUGGGGUGAUUACUCCGUGACGUCUGUCAUGGCCGAGUUGUUGUACGGUUUUAACAUUUUGAAUAAGAGGUGACUAAUGAUGAAUGGUUUCUUUUUUCUGGAUGGCUGAUUCUCACAUGGUUUAUUAUUGAGUGUAAUCGUUUGGGUGCAUUCACCUUAAGAUUAAGUGUGAUAAGGAGUGGCAGGAUAUCGGCAUUAAAAAUUCACACGUAGUCUACAAUCAUAUAAGGUAUAUGUCUUAUUGGCUGUUUCAUGGUUGGGAUUCUUUAGUCUUCAGGCUUUAUAGAGAUACAUAUGAGUGAAAUGCUGGCAUUUAAUGGUGAAUGUAGGUUAUCCAGGAGAAUAGUUUGGUGGUGACGUAAAAUGGAGGGGAAUUCAAUUUGGGUUUAGGUAAAAUGUGAAUAUGGGAGCAGAGUGUCUCUUUCAGUCAGAAGACUGUUGACGUGGCUACCACACAAUCAUAUGAGUCGAUAUUUCUUUUCACGUUUCCUUUUAGUUCUGCUGUUUCGGGGGUAUCUGUCAGAAUACCAAAGGAGGUGAUUGGCGCAAGGCGUUGGAUGUUUGCAGUUUUACUUUAUUGGAUAAGUUGACGCGGCCGGAUAUUUCACUGAAUGCUCUUCAGGUUCAGGUGCCAUAGUCUGCCAGCCAGUGCAGCCCCUCAGACUUCAACAUGCCCUGUUGUUGUGACACGUCCAUUUCCUACAGCCUAGAUUGGUUAACAUGUAAUGCAAGUAAACAUGUUCUGGGGGGGUCUUCAGUUAACUAGAGUCCGACGGCUUCUUUGGUUUCUGUUUUUUCUGGGUCUGAAUCCGGAUUAGCGACCGCUAACAGAAUGCAGAUUUGGAACUGGCGAACCGCUCCAUGUGACGAGCUUCAAACAUCACUACUGCGCUCUGAAUAGCUUUUCUUCAAGUGUGCUUUUCAGUCUGCUUUUCAGUUGCAUUCUGGGAUGCUGUCGUAAUCCUCACACUACCUUAGGCUCCGAUGUCAGACUAGACUAAUGGAAGACAGGUGAAGAUGAAGCAUUUGCACUUUUUUUUUUGGACGUGCAAUAUUUUUCCUUGCGAUUAUUAUGUGUCACUUGUUCCUGAUGGAUGGGCACUAACAUCUGUGAGCCAGUUUUAUCUCAUCACUUUGGCUGCUCUAGAAUUCAAAGCAGCACAGAGUUGAAAAAUGCACCGAUCGUUUGUUUCUGUCUGCGAACUAAUGCAGUACUGUCUGUGGGUAUGAUUGGUACUUGGUCCUUGCAUUGUAGAUUCUGUACCUGCCUGUUCCGGUGGACCUGUUUUGUUCCUCUCAGCAGGCGGACGCCUGCAUUUUAUUUUAUCUCUUUUUUUUUUUUUAGUUUUGUAAUAAAAGAGACCAAAGCAUGAAAGUCAUCCUCUUGUGUGGUCUCAGUGAUUUGCAUUAUUUUAGCUAUUGCUAGCAUUUAACGUUCACUUUUCCAUAGCCUUCAUGUGAAUGCUUUCCAGUUUCACUCCCUUCUCAGUGUCACUGGAUAUCUUCCUGGAGUUCAUGUUGAAUGCGGUGCCCCACAGCGGAUCUCCUGGGAUUUAACCGGACGACGGAUCCGUGUACUCGGCUUCUGUGAUACCCGCUUUCCUUCAUGCGGUAGCAAUCCGCUUCCUGUGUAAGAGCCCAGAGCGUAUUGGUGGGAAUUUAGAACCACAGGAAGGAGCAGUAGCUACGUCUCUGUGGUGAAAAGAGCUGAGAUCCGUGUCUAGACCCAGAACGUCUUUUUCGCUUUGUUUUCGUCUGUUCGCAUACUAAGCUGUAACCAGCACCAUGCUAAUCUAUCAACCUGCAAAACCAACUCCCUGAAAACUGGAUCCGCUGCUUCCUGCCGUCUCCUUUCAGCCGGUUACCCUUGACAUGAGCGUUUGGUCUCGUUUCAGGACCGCAGAAUGGCGGGGAUGCAGUGACUCACUCUUUCCAAACUUAACGACCCGUAGCGCGUGCCGUUUCGCACAAAGCUGCAUUUAGGGCCCAUUCGUUCAUUCACAAAAGCGACGGGCACGCUGUGCCAGGGAGUCCCUGUGAAUGGUGCCGAACUGCAGUGUGCCAUUCUGUAAAUGAGCCCAUUGUCUGCUAAGCUCAGUUGUGAAUGUAAUAUUGGCCCAGGCUAAUUCCGUUAUCCCCAGCUCCAUUGAUUGAUGUGGAGAAAUGUGGCAAAGCCCCUCUGCUGCAAAUAGGGAGACAAAAAAUAUAUUGGCCUGGAAAGUUAGCUUGGUAACAUUUUACACAAGGCCGUGUUUUUAGUCAUUUGUAAACGCAUCCGUAAUGCAUUGUAAUGCAUUUGUAAAACAAAAGCAUUAGAUACCUUUAAGGAUGCUUUGUACUGCAUUGUAAUGCUUAUGCCGACCAUUAUAAUGCAUUAUAAAGGUAUCUAUAGUGCAUUAUAGAUUAGAGCUUCAUAAAGCAUUCAUAACGCAUUAUAAUAAAAAUUUUGCGUAUGUUAUGCCUUUCGAUGAAUAUUUAUAGCCAUGCUUGUAAUCUUUUAUGAAUGCAUUAUGAUGUAUUAUGAAUGUGUUUAUAAAUGACUAUAAUCAUGGCCCUUAG